GGAGCAAUUUCUGCUGGUGUAGGAGCGCCUAGGACGGACACCGAAGAAGUCAGUCUUGACUGUGAACAAUAUGAAAGUCAGCUGGAAGAAAAAUUAUAACAUUACGGGGUCUUUUGAGAAUGCAAGUUCCAGCUCUACAUUGCCUAGAACAUCAGCGGCGUCUUCUAUAGUGCGCAGACCUGUAAAAGAGGCAUCCUUGAAAAACCAAAAACAAAAGGAAAAAUUACCAGAAACAAAUGAAACUAGACACCUUAGUACACAAGAACUUCAACGAUUGGUACUUUUGGAACAACUGCAAGUCUUUAGGCUUGCAAAGGAAAUACUACUCCAGAAAAAACAAGAUAAGGAUAGCCGGCAGGAUAAUUGCGAUAGUCAAGGAGAAAACAGAGUGUUUCCAUCUGUGCUCAAGAAAGCAAUAGUUGUACCAAUUCAUAAAAAGGAUAACUCUCGCCUUAUCUUUAACUUCAGAGGAAAAUGCUUCUACUUCAUCCAUAAAAUGUACCCUGGAUAUUCAUUAGGACCAAAUGAGGAAUACAAAAAGAAGAAAUGA
Molecule: messenger RNA, 550 nt
Organism: Acanthoscelides obtectus
Lineage: Eukaryota; Metazoa; Arthropoda; Insecta; Coleoptera; Chrysomelidae
Source: the annotation of a GenBank genome assembly